Messenger RNA from Contarinia nasturtii (swede midge), 4455 nucleotides. RefSeq lists its product as uncharacterized. The transcript is spliced from 3 exons. NCBI's taxonomy places the organism in Eukaryota, Metazoa, Arthropoda, Insecta, Diptera, Cecidomyiidae. Bases 212 to 4114 code for a protein of 1300 amino acids. The record is from RefSeq and is a predicted model, not a curated record.
CUCUGACGACUUUUUUUUUUGUUUUGUUUUCGUAUUGUUUUAUUCCACGCAAUGUGCAAACAUCGAACCUGACAUUGGAAGUGUAGAUUUUUAUCAAAAAUUUAAAUUUUUUUUUAAUCGUGAGAAAUGACCGAAAGACAUUAGUGCCAAAAAAACAUUUAUAAGUGAAAAGAUUUUUUUGUUUAGUGUUUUGUGCAAUUUUUUCCUCGUAAUGGCAGCAUCUGUGUAUGCUACACCACCUCCAGAUCAUUUGAGUGGCGAUGAGACAGCACUUAGUGAUGUAUCCAAUUCGUCGCAAAUAAGUAGUCCGUCAAAUUCAAUGAAAACAUUAAAACGAAGUUUGUCAGCCAGCUCUUUAUUGAGUACAUCAUCAGCAAUGGAAGUAUCCGGUGUUGGUGCACCGCCCAGUAUAACCACAUCAUCGCAAAACAGUCCGACUGCACCAAAUAAUGCAACAAUACCGUUUGCAGGUAACAUUAACAUCUCGACACUGCCGUCGAGCAUUGCAAAUACAUUGGACACGUUGACGUCAAGCAACGGCAGUACGGCAAACAGUGAUGGUGGUAUCAAUAUAAAUAGUUUAUCAUCGUUGUUAUUGGAUUCGAUGCCCGAUAAUUCAAAGAAACGACGCAAACAAUCAACACCGAUUCGUAUAUCAGAAACAAAUAAAAAUGCAAUUCUACUAAACGCCAUGGCCGCAAUCGAGGCCAGAAAUGGACAAAUCGGAGCUGAGCAAAAGAUCAUUGAUGGUGCAGACGGUGAUGAUGAUUUAACACCAUCGUCGACAACAUCACUUUCCACAGUAAUGCCACGAAUUUAUCUAUCGAAUUUGAGCCAAUUGCAAGAGAAAUCAAUUGCAGCAAUGAACUUCAAAACUGACAGCGAAAUAGGAAACAGUGCACAAAAAGAGAAUGGCCAAGAACAAGAUAAUGUGAAAAAAUUGAGUGAAAGUCAUGAACAAUUUUUAAAAUCAUUUGUAAACAAUUUGAAUUGUGAUCAGUGUGGAUUGAAAUUGAAUUCAGAGAUUCAACUUGGAUUGCAUAUUUUGCAAGAGCAUGCACCGAAAAAUCUCGGUAAAGUUGGCGACACAAAAUCGCCCGAAGAUGAAAUACCGAAGAUUUUUGUAAAAAAAGAAAUUGGUGGCGGCAACAGUUAUAAUAAUGACGACGAGAAAGAGAAAUUCAUGCAAAUGGCAUCGAAUGGACAAUUAAAACCGGAAGAUUGGCUUACAUCAUUAUCGAAUUUACCAUUUGCAUUUCCACCCGAAGCAGCUGUUAUGCUGUCCGGUUAUAUGCCACAAUUACCAUUGCUCGGUGUUCCGAAUAAUCCAUUCGCAACGGCUGACGGUUUGCCACGAUCAGUCGGACCACAAUUGCGUAUUUUCAAUCCCGAAGCAUAUUGCGAUCUGUGCAACAAGGAAUUUUGCAACAAAUACUUCCUGAAAACGCACAAAGCAAACAAGCACAAUAUUUAUGAAUCGGCCACAUCAAGCGCUGACACACCGACCACAAGUCAACUAAAUCAAAUGUCACAAGUCUUUCAAAUGCAUCAACAACAAAUGGUCGCUCAACAGCAAUUGGUAUCGCCAAAAUCACCGCCACAAUUAAUUCAGCAACCACAACAAUCGUCAACAUCAUCACAACGUCAAUCGCCAUCAAUAUGCGGUGCAUCACAAUCGGCUGCGCCGGAAAAUACAGUCAUGUGCGAUAUUUGCUUUAAGCGUUAUCCAAAUGUAUCGGCAAUGCGACGUCAUCGCUCCAAAACGCAUGAAAUUCCACCGUCAAUCGAACCGAAUAGCGAUGCAAAAAUGUCAACAAACACAUCCAGCGCCGCAUCAACGCCAAUCACAAUGCCAGAAGGUUUUCGUGAAGAUUAUUCCAUUGAACAAGAAGAUACCACAUUUACGCCGCAACCACGAAAACUCUCACCACAAUCCAUUCUACAAGCACGCGAAGCAAAUUUCUCGUACGACAAACUAAAGCGGCUCGGUGUCACCAAUCCCGAAUCAUUUUGCGAAAUUUGUUGCAAAGAAUAUUGCAAUAAAUACUUUUUGCGUACGCAUAAAAUGAAGCGUCAUGGAAUUAUCAUGCCACUCGACGAUACAAUUUUGAAAGACGGCCGAUUGAUGGCAAACGCAGCCGCUGCCGCUGCUAGUGCAUGGCAAUUAAUGCAAAAUGCACCGCUUAAUCUAAUCAUGAACAAUGCCGAAGCAUUCAGUCAACUACACAAUCAACGGAAAAAACUUGAAGCCGGCGAAGUUCGUAAACUCUCCAUUGAAAGUAUGGACGACGAUGAGCUGGAGCAGCCAAACAAAAAGCGUAAAUUGAAUGAAAAUGAUAAAAAACAAAUGGAUGAAACUGACGAUGGUGACGAUGCUGAAAAUAAAUCAACAGAUAAUCAACAAGACAGUGAAAAUAUAAGCGUUGAUUUGCAAAAGCUACAAAGUAUGAUUAUGCAGUUGAACGAUUUGAAUGCUCAGCGACCGGUUAUGUGUGGAAUUUGCGGUAAAGAGCAAGAAAAUCAAUUUGUCCUGCACACACACAUGUUGGCCGAACACACAAACAUUGGCGAUAACAACAACGGUCUGAAAACGUCACCGAGCACAUCACCAGUCAUCAAUCAAGCUACAAGUGAAACGUGUAAACAUUGUGACAAAGAGCUGCCAAAUGCGUUCGCAUUGAAUCAACACUUAUUUGAGAUACAUGGCAUUUCACCGACAAGUCCCGUUCGAGAUGGGUUUGUAACGCCCGAACGACCAAUUUCUGGUCUGAGUUUACCACCGCAAGCACCCAACGCCCAAAUUACCGACCGUCGACCAUACACAAUCACACCGACCAGCAGCUAUUGCGAGAUUUGCAAUAAAGAAUUGUGUAACAAGUAUUUCAUGAAAACACACAUGCAACGAAUGCACGGCAUUGAAAUUGAAAAUGGAAGUCAAAUUGGCGGUGUCGUUUGUAAUAUUUGUAACAAAGAGCUAUGCAGUAAAUACUUUUUGCGUGUGCACAAACACAACACACACGGUAUUGUUGAUGAUGGAUCACCGUUGCCGCAACCACGUCAAAAUGGUGAACAAAUUGAACCGGACACAUCGUCAAUGUUCUCAUCAUCAGUGGAUUCCGCGUUGCGAUCCGGUGAGAUUACAAACGAUUUGAAUAAUCGAUAUUUUGCGCAUUGUGUAUGUCCAUUGUGUAAUCGCCGAUUCCGCGAUGUAAAAUAUUUGAAACCGCAUCUUUUAAACGAUCAUGGCAAAGCUGGUAUCGAUAAAUUCCGUGAAAUUGAACAACAACUACCAAAAACAUCGAACAGUCCGCCAAUUAAAAUUCCAAAUGGUGUCACAUUUCCCGGUUUAAAUCCAACCGACCCGAAUUUCAUGCAAAAACAAGCACUCAACAGUUUAUUUGCCGUUGACAGUGAAUCACAAGGUUCGAAAGCCAAAGAAUAUCAAUGCUCAUUUUGCUCAUUUUCCACACCAUCGUAUGCAUUUCUCUACAUUCACAAGCGUUCAUUGCACGCAGCACUAAUGCCCAAUGAAGCGUUGGCCGGUUUAAAUAUUCCGAACAAUGAUAAUAAUGAGCUGUCUGAAUCGGCUGUUUCGAUUGCAAAAGAUCAACAAACAAUGGGUCUGAAGUCUUCGUCGAAUGAAACAACUUCGGUUGGCAAUACACCAAUCUCAACUCCAGCCACAACACCAAUACCGAUUCAGCUGCCAGCCAUCGAAGCACAAAACAUUUCUUCUUUAAUUCACAAAGAAAAUCAAAUUGUGAAUGAUGUGGAAAUGUUAUUGAAAGGUGCCACACAAGAGCAAAAAAUCAACGACGAACAACAACAACAGCAGCAACAACGUCAGGAUCAAUUCGAGGCUCAAAAUAUUCUCGCCGAAAUGGCAAAUUUUACAAAACGACCCACAACCUAUGCCAUACCACAGGAAUUCAGCAACGGCAUGUUUAUGCAAUCAUUUCUCUUGGAACCCAUUGACAAUGACGAUGUAAAUGGAGCCGAUACAACCGGCACUGGCAACACAAAAACAAGGUUCGUACCAUCUGUUGUAUUCUUACCGGUCAGAGAACGUGUAGUUGGCAGAACUACUGUUUCAUUCUCCUUAACACCAGCUUAAACUUAAGAACAAAAUAUUGAAAGUUCAUAUUUGCCAAAUUGAUGAAAAACAAAUGAAAAUUAAACAUGAAUUUAAACCUAAAAAAGCGCGCAUUUUCAUACAAGGAGAAUGAAACAAGCGGCGAAAGAUGAAAAACAUUUAACAGAAAAUUGUAUUUUUAGCUACUUAUCGAUAAAAGUAAUCAUAUAAAAUGCUACUUAAAGAAUAUACAUUUUAAAUAACAAAAAAAACAUAAUAAUUUAUAAUACCACUAAACUAUCCUCAUUUCUAGUUAUUGUGCAAUGCUAGUCAAAUUUAAUUAUUUACUUAUUGUCUGAUCAAAGAAAGUAAAACAAAAGAAU